Aureobasidium namibiae CBS 147.97 is the source of this 891-nucleotide messenger RNA. RefSeq names its product periplasmic binding protein-like II. The transcript is spliced from 3 exons. NCBI's taxonomy places the organism in Eukaryota, Fungi, Ascomycota, Dothideomycetes, Dothideales, Saccotheciaceae. The coding region runs from base 1 to 891 and encodes 296 amino acids. The record is from RefSeq and is a predicted model, not a curated record.
AUGACUUCAGAAAGACUUCGCAUAGGAUACAUUCCUGAACACUUCUCAACGCCCCUCCACUUCGCCAUCAAGCAUUUUGGUCUCGAAGCCGACAUCAAGCCCUUUCCUACUGGCACAGGCGCCCUCACAGCAUCUCUGAAAGACAACAGCAUUGAUGUGGCGAUCGGCUUGACCGAGGGCUUCGUAGCAGACUUGGGAAAGACAAAUGCCAGCAAAGAGACUCCUGCAUACAAGCUGGUGGGAACAUACGUUGAGAGUCCGCUGUGCUGGGCCAUCAGUGUGGGAAACAAGAGCUCCAUCAAUGAUGAGAAUGAGUUGAACGGCAAGAGAGUCGGUGUUUCACGUAUUGGCAGUGGAUCGUAUGUCAUGUCAUACGUCCUUGCUGAUCAGAAGGGCUGGUUGGAGAAGUCAAAGUCGCCUUUUGAAGUUGUGCCAUUGGGGGACUUCAAGGCUCUGCGCAAUGGUGUCAAUGAAGGAGACAAGGCCGACUUCUUCAUGUGGGAGCACUUCACAACCAAGAAGUUCUACGACAAUGGCGAGUUGAAGCGUGUGGGCGAUAUCUACACCCCCUGGCCUAGCUGGAUGAUUGCUGCAAGAGACGCUAAAGAUAAGAAGUUGGAGGUCAUGGCAGAGAAACUGAAUCAAGGAGUCCAGUACUUCCGUGAGCACCAAGAAGAGUCGGUCGAACACAUCACCGGUACCAUGGAGUACUCGCAAGAAGACGCCAAUGCGUGGCUCAAGACGGUCAAGUUUUCAGACAAUGUCCGAGGCGUAGAUUCAGGCGUUGUGGAGCACACGAUCAGCAUCUUGAAGAAGGGCGGCGUCUUAGACGACAGCAAUGGUGGUGUAGAGGGUAUGGUGGCCAUUAACCGUGCCCAGAAGGGUCAAUAG